Messenger RNA from Acyrthosiphon pisum (pea aphid), 2446 nucleotides. RefSeq names its product Mau2 sister chromatid cohesion factor (gene Mau2). Gene Ontology annotation, molecular function: protein binding. Bases 115 to 2028 code for a protein of 637 amino acids. Lineage: Eukaryota; Metazoa; Arthropoda; Insecta; Hemiptera; Aphididae. Gene Ontology annotation, biological process: mitotic sister chromatid cohesion. The record is from RefSeq and is a predicted model, not a curated record. The transcript has 10 exons.
CGUGAUUAUAACAAUUGUUGAUAAAUGUAAUAUGUAACUGUUAAAAAGGAAAUAUCUCUACAGUUGUCUUAUACUUUCCCCAAACGUUUCCGACGGAUACUUCCUCGCCGUCCGAUGGCGUCAUCGCAAGAUGCGUGGUACCUGUCAUUACUAGGGCUGGCAGAAAACUUCCGGACGUCAAAUCGCAUCAAGAUGUGUAUCCAGUGUCUACAGGCCGUUUUCAGUUUCAAACCUCCGCCGAGGGUCGAGGCCCGGACCCAUCUGCAGCUGGGCAACAUACUUCUGCAGUACACGAAAAACACGGACCUAGCUCGGACUCACCUAGAACAAGCGUGGUUGCUGUCGCAGUCCAUCAACGCGUUCGACGAUGUCAAAUUCGAGGCAGCCAGUGUCGUGGCUGAAUUAUACCAGCAACAGAACCAAUCGAAUCUGGCCAAGCCAAUUCUGAGGAAAGCCGUUGAACUGUCGCAACACAACAUCUACUGGCACUGUAGACUUAUAUUUCAAUUAGCCCAAAUACAUGCUGUAGAAAAAGAUUACGAAUUGGCGAGCAGCCUACUUGGUGUUGGCGUUGAUUACGCUCACAUAUCGUCGGCAGCUUAUACCCGAGUACUUUUUCUGCUCAGCAGGUGCAUGUUACUGCUUAUUGACAAAAAAAUCACAGAAGUUUCUCCGUUGUUAACCCAAGCGGGAUAUUUAGUUGAUAAUUGGCAAGCCAGCCAGUAUCAGAAAGAAUAUCUAAAAGUUUUCUUUUUAGUUUUACAAGUAUGUCAUUAUUUAAUGGCUGGGCAAGUAAAGAGUGUCAAACCAUGUUUAAAACAGUUACAACAAAGUAUUCUGACAAUCAUGCAGCCUACUUGGCCCUCCGAUGAAGUUGUAUGUGGAUCUAACAUGGGUGAUAUGUUCAUAUGGAUGCCCAAAGAACAAUUAUAUGUUGUAGUCUAUUUAGUUACUGUAAUGCAUAGUAUGCAAGCAGGGUACAUGGACAAAGCGCAAAAGUACACUGAUAAAGCUUUGGCACAGAUUGAAAAACUAAAAGCCGGUGACAAUAAAACCCCAAUAUUGUCAGUCUUCCAGUUAAUGUUACUCGAAAACAUGGUUAUGUGUAGACUAGUAACUGGAAAUAAAUCACAAGCAUUACGCGAGAUGUCUCAAGUAUGUAGUAUUUGUCAAAGACACCCAAGGCUUUUAAAUUCUCACCGUCCUCAACUUCAUAUGCUCAUUGGCCUAUAUGCUAUGAGUAUGAACUGUAUGGACGCUGCUGAAAUGCAAUUUACUACUUCUUUAAGGUUAUCACAAGAACGUGAGCUGUGGACAUUUGCAAACCUCAAUUUAGCUAUUGUUUACUUAAGAGGUAAAAGAGAUGUAGAACUUAAUGCCCUUUUAGACCGUAUAAACCCAGAAACUCUAACUUCGCACUCACACAGUCUUAGAGCUGCUGCAUACUAUGUUCAAGGUUUGCAAUCAUUUUUCCAAGCCCGUUACAAUGAAGCAAAGAGAUACUUAAGGGAAACAUUAAAAAUGGCUAAUGCAGAAGAUUUAAACCGUCUGACAAGUUGUUCCUUAGUGUUGCUUGGUCAUAUAUUUUUAUCAUUAGGCAAUAGUAGAGAAAGUAUGAACAUGGUCACCCCUGCAAUGCAGUUAGCUAGUAAAAUUCCUGAUGUCCAUGUACAGCUAUGGGCUUCAGCUAUUCUUAAAGAUUUAUAUAGAAUGUGCAAUGAUCCUGUUAGAGAAAAUGAAGCACUGCAAAUGCACUCUAACUUUUCACAAACAUUACUUAAAGACCAUUUUCAAUCGUCCGAAAUGCCUGAACACGCUCUUAUAUCGUGGACAGAUGGACAAUUUCCAAUUCAACUGAAACCAUUUGUAUCACCACCUCAACAACAUCAUCUCCAUUUACAGCAACAACAACAACUACAUAUGCAACAACAAAUGCACCUACAACAACAAAGCUUACACAUGCAACAACAGCACAUGCAAUUGCAGUCUAAACAACAAAACCCCGCAGCACUUGGACUUCCUUCUUAGCAUUUGCCAUAUACCAAUGCGAUCAAAGCACAUACAUUGUGCCAUCGACAUGUCUUCAAAACUGUCAUUAUAAAAGGUAUGUUAGUAAAAUUUGUAAUUAUGCACACAAAUAUUUUGUAUUUUAGCCUAAAUGUGAAAAGCUUAAAUAAUGUUUUUAUACUUUAAAGUUUUUUUCUCAGUAUAUAUAAACCAUUAGUCUUAUAUAUUUAUCAAUAUAUUUUUUUUUUAUACAACUAUUUACUUAAAUUGUUAUACAGUAAGUGCACUGUAUAGUACUCACUUUGAGUACAUUGAAUAAAAUACAAUUUAUUCUUUUCAAAAUAUUAACUCUUCAAGUUAAUCGAGUAACAGUAUUUUUGUUUGAAACCUAUAAUACCUAUAUUACAAAUAAAAGCAGUGACGACCUCUAUUUAUCCUA